GAGAGAGCAAUGGAACAUAUUUUUGCUCUGCUUACCAUUUUUUUGGCUUUACCUUUCUCUGGGAGAUGCAGAGACGUUUUCAGCAGAUCUCAUUUCCCGGAAGGAUUUGUCUUUGGAGCUGGUACUUCUGCUUAUCAGUGGGAAGGAGCUGCUGCAGAAGAUGGAAGGAAACCUAGCGUAUGGGACACUCAUUGUCACUCUCGUGACAUAGGUAAUGGAGAUAUUGCUUGUGAUGGGUAUCACAAGUACAAGGAAGAUGUGAAGUUGAUGGUGGAAACUGGCUUAGAUGCUUUCAGAUUCUCCAUCUCUUGGUCUAGGCUAAUACCUAAUGGAAGAGGCCCUGUUAACCAAAAGGGUCUACAGUUCUACAAGAACCUCAUCCAAGAAUUAGUAUCCCAUGGAAUUGAACCACAUGUUACACUUUACCACUACGAUCAUCCUCAGAAUCUUGAGGAUGAAUAUGGAGGAUGGAUCAACAACAGGAUGAUCAAAGACUUCACUGCUUAUACAGAUGUUUGUUUCAGAGAGUUUGGGAACCAUGUCAAAUUCUGGACUACGAUAAAUGAGGCUAAUGUGUUCGCUAUUGGAGGUUACAACGAUGGGGAGACACCUCCUGGUCGUUGUUCCAUACCGGGCAAAAACUGCUUGUUAGGGAACUCUUCUAGUGAAACAUAUAUCGCAGGCCAUAACUUGCUUCUUGCACACGCCUCUGUUUCAAGACUAUAUAAGCAAAAGUACAAGGAUAAGCAGGGAGGUUCUAUAGGUUUUGGCUUAUAUUUAAUGGAUUUUACACCAUCUACAAGCUCCGAGGAUGAUGCCAUUACAACUCAAAGAGCCAAAGAUUUCUAUUUCGGUUGGUUCCUUGGGCCUCUUAUAUUUGGAGACUAUCCUGAUACAAUGAGAAGAACCAUUGGAUCAAGACUGCCAUUUUUCUCAGAGGAAGAGUCAGAACAAGUUAAAGGCUCAUCUGACUUCUUAGGAAUCAAUCACUAUUUCGCAGCUUCGGUCACAAGCAGCAAAUCCAAUUCUGGAAACCCUGAUUUCUACUCUGACAUGGGCGGAUAUGUGACUUACCUUGGUAAUACUUCAGUUAUGGAGUACCCUGUUGCUCCAUGGACUAUGGAAGCUGUUCUGGAGUAUAUAAAGCAGAGUUAUGGCAAUCCUCCUGUGUACAUCCUUGAGAAUGGUACACCAAUAAAGCAACAGAAGGAUACACCAAGAGUAGAAUACUUACACGCUUACAUUGGUGCUAUGCUCAAAUCCAUAAGGAAUGGAUCAGACACGAGAGGCUACUUUGUAUGGUCGUUUAUGGAUUUAUACGAGCUUAGAGGUGGCUACCAUGAUGGUUAUGGACUUUACUCUGUAAAUUUCAGUGAUCCUCAUCGAAAGAGAUCUCCUAGACUCUCUGCUCAUUGGAACCAUGGCUCGAGUGUGUCAAACAUGUGGAUACGUAACAGCCGUGAUCCAUUGUAUAACAGAAGGUCUCAACUUCUGUCUUACAUGUGACUACCUGCGCCAUCGUAAUAACACCUUUCAUGCAGGACAUGUACGUUACCAACUCUGCGAUCACUGCAUGGUGAAUCCAUCUUUACU
Messenger RNA from Capsella rubella, 1593 nucleotides. RefSeq names its product putative beta-glucosidase 5. The record is from RefSeq and is a predicted model, not a curated record. Gene Ontology annotation, biological process: carbohydrate metabolic process. NCBI's taxonomy places the organism in Eukaryota, Viridiplantae, Streptophyta, Magnoliopsida, Brassicales, Brassicaceae. The transcript has 13 exons. Bases 10 to 1506 code for a protein of 498 amino acids. Gene Ontology annotation, molecular function: beta-glucosidase activity.